This is a messenger RNA of Striga hermonthica, 1206 nucleotides long. The record is from the annotation of a GenBank genome assembly. Lineage: Eukaryota; Viridiplantae; Streptophyta; Magnoliopsida; Lamiales; Orobanchaceae.
AUGGCGUUGGUAAAACCCAUUUCCAAAUUCAACACCUUUACCCCAAGAAUCGGAGGCUCAAGAAGCCCACCGUGCCGGAAAACCCAUUUCGCCGUGAAGUUGUCGUCCGCCGCGCAGUCGGCGGCCGCCGCGAAGAAAAAGAGCCAGAAACAAGAAAUCAAGGAGACCCUUCUGACGCCGAGGUUCUACACGACGGAUUUCGACGAGAUGGAGCAGCUCUUCAACACGGAGAUCAACGAGAACCUGAACAUGGCGGAGUUCGAGGCCUUGCUCCAGGAGUUCAAGACCGAUUUCAACCAGACCCAUUUCGUGAGGAGCAACGAGUUCAAGGAGGCCGCCGAGAAGCUUGAGGGCCCUUUGAGGGGAAUCUUCGUCGAGUUUUUGGAGAGGUCUUGUACGGCUGAGUUCUCGGGUUUUCUUCUCUACAAGGAGCUGGGCAGGAGGCUCAAGAAAACUAACCCUGUGGUUGCUGAGAUUUUCUCACUAAUGUCUAGAGACGAAGCCCGGCAUGCUGGGUUCCUGAACAAAGGUCUAUCGGACUUCAAUUUGGCUCUCGACUUGGGAUUUCUGACAAAGGCCCGAAAAUACACAUUUUUCAAGCCCAAAUUCAUUUUCUAUGCUACUUAUUUGUCCGAGAAGAUUGGGUACUGGAGAUACAUUACUAUUUACAGGCAUCUCAAGGAAAACCCCGAUUAUCAAUGUUAUCCUAUUUUUAAGUAUUUUGAAAACUGGUGUCAAGAUGAGAAUCGACAUGGCGAUUUUUUCUCGGCGCUUAUGAAGGCACAGCCACAGUUCCUCAACGACUGGAAGGCGAAGUUGUGGUCCCGUUUUUUCUGCCUCUCAGUUUAUGUGACAAUGUACCUUAAUGACUGCCAAAGAACUGCUUUUUAUGAGGGGAUUGGAUUGGAUACUAAGGAGUUUGACAUGCAUGUCAUCAUUGAGACAAAUCGCACGACUGCAAGAAUAUUCCCUGCCGUGCUGGACGUUGAGAAUCCGGAAUUUAAACGGAAGUUGGAUCGAAUGGUGGAGAUUAACGAACAAAUACUUGCAAUUGGGGAGAGUGAUGAUAUCCCGUUUGUCAAAAACUUGAAGAGGAUUCCCCAUAUUGCUGCUUUAGCUUCUGAGUUGCUUGCUGCAUAUCUCAUGAAACCUAUUGAAUCAGGUUCGGUUGACUUUGCGGAGUUUGAACCCGGGCUAGUCUACUAA